AUGAUGCGACUGCUGGGGUUGUGGGGCGCGCCGGUGGCGCGCGGCUGGUUCUGCUUGGCCAUGGUGGGAUUCGUGGCGGUCACCAGCGCGGGCAAGCUGUGCCUGGACACCCCCGAGGAGCUGACCGCGCUCGCCGACUACACCUACACUGUGCUUCGGCUGUCUGCCAUUAUAGUGAAGACAUUCGUGGUGGCACUGGUUUGUUUGUGGGUCAGCGCCCCGCUGCUGCACCACAAAACGACUGAUGACUUUCCUGACUCAGAGGAGGGCGACCGCCGGCCGCCGAUGCCCAUCUGGCUACCCGAGCAGUCGCCGGCCUUCGAGAUAGUGUUCGUGGUGCAGGCGCUGUGCGGCACCAUGUCGCAGCAGCUCUCCCUGCUGCUGGACACCUCCUUCUACAAGCUGACGCUGCUGGUGACGGCCGAGUUGCAGGUUCUCAACGACAACCUUGCAGUGCUCGGGAGAACGGGCGCGUCUACCGAGAGAAAGGCGAGCUUUCCUACUGACGUGCCUGGACAGAAAAGAGAAGAAGCAGCUAUUCAAUCAAUUAAACAAGCUGCUGCUCCACUCACUGAGCAUGACAAUAGUCCAGGAAAGCUGCUAUACAUGCAAUUCGUCGUAAACGUACGUCAUCAUCAGGCCAUUAUAAAGUAA
Molecule: messenger RNA, 654 nt
Organism: Schistocerca nitens (vagrant locust)
Lineage: Eukaryota; Metazoa; Arthropoda; Insecta; Orthoptera; Acrididae
Exons: 2
Coding region: 1-654 (217 amino acids)
Biological process (GO): sensory perception of smell
Cellular component (GO): membrane
Molecular function (GO): odorant binding; olfactory receptor activity
Source: RefSeq, a predicted model, not a curated record